Molecule: messenger RNA, 1545 nt
Organism: Vespa crabro (European hornet)
Lineage: Eukaryota; Metazoa; Arthropoda; Insecta; Hymenoptera; Vespidae
Exons: 4
Coding region: 181-1452 (423 amino acids)
Source: RefSeq, a predicted model, not a curated record
UUUCCUGCAUCACAUAGUAUAACGUCAUAACACUUUCAUCUGCUUUAAAAACUAAGACAGUCAUAUCUGGUCUCAUUCGACCAACUUAGAGAGAAAUAAAGAGAGAGAGAGAGAGAGAGGAUCUAUUUAUUGCAUUUGAUAUUUUUAAGAAUUUAAAGAAAUAUAUAAGAGAAAAAGACUAUGCGGCUUACAUUAGAGUCUAUACGUGAAUUGAUCAUGAAAGAUGAAUCUGACGUGGUGAUUAAUAGUGUAGAAGAAGAGCCAGGAUCAGGAAGAGGAGAUAAUUAUACAUCAAUGUUAUAUCGUGUUCGUGCAAAGGGCAAGAAACAAUUGAAAAGUGGAGAAUGGGAUAAUUGGGAACGUGCAAUAAUUUAUAAAGUUUUACCUCAAUCAAAGGAACGCAGGGAAGCUUUCAAAAGUGAAUUGCUAUUUCGUAAUGAAGUAGCAUUUUAUACAUACGUUUGGCCUGCAUUAAAUCAGAUGCAAUUAAAUGGUAAAAAAGUUUUCAAUGGUAUUGUUAAAGUGUAUGCCGCAAGAGCUGAUCUUAUAGCAAUGGAAGAUUUGAGGGAAAGAGGUUUUAAAAUGGCUGAUAGACGGAAAGGUCUCAAAUUUGAACAUUUAAAGCUUGUAUUGAAGGCUCUGGCUGGUUUUCAUGCACUUAGUCUUACGUUAAGAGAAACAAGACCGGAAGAAUUCUUAAAAUUAUCAAAUCCAAAUGAUGGUAAAGGCAUACAAGAAGUACUGUUCCGUAUUGAGAAUGAAGAUUGGUAUCGACAAUAUUAUAAGACUGCUGCAAAUAAUGCCAUAAGAAUGGUAUCCGAUGGUCUUCCUGCAUGUAUGGAACACAGGAGAGAAGAAAUUAUGGAAAAGUUGAAUGCUUUUUUAAAUGACAAUGUCUUUUUUCGUACAAUGAGCGAACUUGCUGCGGCACAGGGUCCACUCACUGUAUUCUGCCAUGGUGAUUGUUGGAUUAAUAAUAUCCUUUUUCGAGAUCAACAAGAUUCAGAAACUGAAGAUAUUUACUUAGUUGACUUUCAACUAAGUCGAGUUGGUUCACUUGCUCUUGAUCUUGCAAAUUUACUGUACUGCUGUACAAGUGGAGAAGUUAGAAAGACAUACAUGACACAAUUGCUUCAACAUUAUCAUUUUCAUUUGAUGUCAUCGCUCCAUAUACUUAAUCCAGAGCAACCACCAAAAAAUGCUUCUAUUAUAUGGGAAUUACUGAAUAAAGAAAUGCGAAGAUGUGGACGAUUUGGUGUUGGUUUAGCUUUGGAUAUUUUGCCAAUUAGUACGUGUGCAAGCGAUGAAGCUCCAGAUUUAUAUGAAAGAGCAGAAGCUGGUAAAGAAGAACGCAAUACACGAGCACCACCACGACCACCACCACCAGGAGCUGAAUGUGCUCGAUUGAUGACUGAUUUAGUUUUGGAAUUAAUACACAAUCAUGCUUUAUAGACUGAUCGUAAAAUUACCAAAAAAAAAACAUAAAAAAAAAAAAAAAAAAUAAAAAAAAAAUUAAAAAAAAAAAUAAAUAAAAAAAAAAAAAAA